Molecule: messenger RNA, 1427 nt
Organism: Musa acuminata subsp. malaccensis (wild Malaysian banana)
Lineage: Eukaryota; Viridiplantae; Streptophyta; Magnoliopsida; Zingiberales; Musaceae
Product: glycine-rich cell wall structural protein 1.8-like
Source: RefSeq, a predicted model, not a curated record
GCUGUGUUCCAUCCCAUCCUCAACGCGAACUUGGUGACAUGGGCACUUCUCCCGCUAGCGUUGCUGUUCCACUCCUAGUGUUGCUGGGUGCAACCAUAUGUAUUGCCUCUAGGGUGCGCUUCGUAGAGACAGCGCCAUAUGGUGCAGGCCACGGCAUUGGUGGGGGCUCCGGCUACGCUGCUGGAGGUUCUGGCGGUGGAGGUGGUGGUGGCUCUGGCGGUGGCUAUGGAGUUGGGGGCCAGUUCAUCCCUGGUUAUGGUACCGUAGGGGAACAUGGCGUUGGCUAUGGUAGCGGCUACGGCAGUGGUGGCGGUGGUGGUGCCGGCUAUGGUGGUGGAGGUGGGGGAGGUUCCGGCGGUGGUUAUGGAGGUGGGGGAGAGUCUGGUGGUGGUUUAGGAGGAGCUUAUGGAGGUGGAUACGGUAGUGGUGGAGGGAGCGGCGGUGGUGUUGGAUAUGGAGCCGGAGGCGAACAUGGGAUUGGCUACGGUGGUGGGGGAGGUAGCGGUGGAGGGGCUGGUUAUGGUGCUGGAUCUGAACAUGGGGUUGGCUAUGGGAGUGGAGGUGGUAACGGCGGUGGCUAUGGUGCUGGCGGUAAUGGAGGUGGAGGUGGAGGUGGUACAGGCGGUGGUGUCGGUUAUGGUGCUGGCGGCGAGCAUGGAGGUGGUUAUGGUGGCGGCAAUGGCGGUGGCGCGGGCUAUGGUGGCGCUGGCACAGGCGGAGAGUAUGGUGGUGCAUAUGGAGGUGGUGGCGGUAAGGGUGGCGGUGGGGGUAGUGGCUUCGGAGAAGGUGGAGAACAUGGUGUAGGUUAUGGAAGCGGUGGUGGCAGUGGCGCUGGUGGUGGGUAUGGUGCUGGAGGAGCACAUGGCGGUGGAUAUGGUGGUGGUGGUGGUAGUGGCAUCGGUGACGGAUAUGGAGCUGGAGGAGAGCACGGUGUUGGUGGAGGUGAAGGAUCCGGAGGCGGCGCAGGGUACGGUGCCGGCGGGGAGCAUGGAGGUGGGUUUGGUGGUGGAGGAGGAGCUGGUGGCGGUGCAGGGUACGGUGGUGCAGGAGGUUAUGGAGGUGGCGUUGGCGGUGGAUCAGGUGCCGGAGGUGGAUAUGGCGGAGCUGGUGGAUAUGGAGGUGGGGCUGGUGGAGGUUCAGGUGUCGGAGGUGGACCUGGUGGUUAUGGAGGCGGCGCUGGUGGUGGUUCGGGUGCCGGAGCUGGCUACGGUGGUGGACACGCUCCUUGAGAGAGACCUAAAGAAGCCCUUGGAAUCUAUCAUCUAUUAUAAGUUAUUUACGCUAUAAAAAAAAAAGAAUAAUUAUAUUGUUGUUGGUGCUGUGUAUGGGCUUCAAGUUUGGUAUUGCAAGCUCAGCAAUGUGUGGAUUGAUCGUAUGAGGGUACUUUUAAAACCUAAAUUCCUAUUUGCAUAAUGUUGAUCGAGUCA